GAAAAGUUCUCUCCUGUCCUCUUUCUUUCGGCUCCUGAGCCGAUUGUACUAAUUUAUGAAUGACUGAGGAAGGAUGCUGUGCAACUUGAGAAUACUUUUCUCAUCUGGACGCACGGUGGCCGUGUUGGAUGGCCGAGGGGGAACGUGAUGCUGUACUCUGCGCCUCUUGAGCAGGGAUGACCGAAGCCUCCCGGCGUACACCCUCAUCCUGCCCUUCGUCCUCUUUCUCCUCUGCCUCGGCGCUCACACUUUUCCCUCGGACCCCUACUGGCAUGCGAGGGGUUAAGCAAGCAGGAUUUUCCUAUCCACCUCAAUCUUCUCUCCAACUGUGUUGUGAACCUGCUCCUCAGCACCACACUUGACCCGAAGGCUUCCCAGGCAAAACAAAGGAAUUAACCAUGAACUUUGCUCUCGCCAGGAGACACAGUGUGCCCUUAAACAGGAGACUGUGAGAUCUGAUGAAAGUUAACUGAGAUCUUUCUGAAAAUGACAAAUCCAAUCACUCUUUUCAUGGCUGGAUUUUAAUAAACACAAGGAGACCAUGGAGGGAGAUGGUGUCCUGAACUCCACUGUAAAUACCAGCACAAUGGAUAUCCACCUGGUCCCCCACAGUCUGUGGGAGGUGAUCACCAUUGCGACUGUGUCGGCCAUAGUCAGCCUCAUCACCAUUGUGGGCAAUGUUCUGGUGAUGCUCUCCUUCAAGGUCAACAGCCAGCUGAAGACGGUGAAUAAUUACUACCUGCUGAGUCUGGCAGCCGCUGACCUCAUCAUAGGUGUCUUCUCCAUGAAUCUGUAUACCUCGUAUAUAUUGAUGGGCUACUGGGCCUUAGGGAACCUCGCCUGUGACCUGUGGUUGGCGCUUGACUAUGUCGCCAGUAACGCCUCGGUCAUGAACCUGUUGGUGAUCAGUUUUGACAGAUAUUUUUCCAUCACCAGGCCUCUGACCUAUAGGGCCAAGCGGACUCCCAAACGAGCUGGGAUCAUGAUCGGUUUGGCCUGGCUGGUGUCGCUUAUUCUGUGGGCCCCACCUAUUCUCUGCUGGCAAUACUUUGUAGGAAAACGUUCUGUCCCUGAGAGGCAAUGCCAGAUCCAGUUUUUCUCUGAGCCUGUGAUAACCUUUGGGACAGCCAUUGCUGCCUUUUAUAUCCCCGUAUCAGUCAUGACCAUCCUAUAUUGUCGAAUCUACAAGGAGACAGAGAAGAGAACCAAAGAUCUGGCGGAGCUGCAGGGGAUUAGCUAUCCCACUGACCCUGGGGUCCCCCACCCUCAGAAGACCAUCAUCAGAUCCUGUUUUAGCUGUAAAUUGAGGUCGGCUUCACAUGACAGGAAUCAAGCCUCUUGGUCCUCCUCCAGCAGAAGCAAUGUGGCCAAAUCAGCAGCCGCCACCAACGACGAGUGGUCCAAAGCUGGUCAGCUGACCACCUUCAACAGUUAUGCCUCGUCCGAGGAUGAGGACAGGCCUGUGUCUCCAGGGGGCUUCCAGCCCUCCUUCAGGAACCAGGCUUGUGAGACCAUCAAGGCUGGAGUGGGCAGCGAGAGCGAGCAGCUCAGCAGCUACGAAGAGGAUAGCUUCUUCCAGACGCCACCCAAAAGCAACUCCCAGAAGAGCAGCAAGUGUGUGUCCUACAAGUUCAAGCCUGUGGCCAAAGAUGCUCACGUAGAGCACCACAGCAAAAACGGAGACACCAAAAUGGCGACGUCGACAUUCUCCUCCGCCGAGUCCAUGAGCGUCCCGUCCACCUCCUCGACGUCGAAGCCCAUAGACGCCACUCUGAAGAACCAGAUCACCAAGAGGAAGAGGAUGGUGCUGAUCAAGGAGAGGAAGGCAGCUCAGACUCUCAGCGCCAUCUUGCUGGCCUUCAUCCUAACAUGGACGCCUUACAACAUCAUGGUGCUUAUUUCCACCUUCUGCUCAGACUGCAUUCCCCUCUCACUCUGGCAUCUGGGCUACUGGCUGUGCUACGUCAACAGCACCGUCAAUCCCAUGUGCUACGCCCUUUGUAACAAGACUUUCCAAAAGACCUUCCGUAUGCUCUUACUUUGCCAGUGGAAGAAGAAGAGGAUUGAGGAGAAGCUAUACUGGUAUGGACAAAACCCCGUGGUUAGCUCCAAACUGACAUGAACUGUUGUUUUUUUUUUUAAGAUGGCGUAUGGCUGUAAAUUAUAUGUUUGUGCUAAUAAUCUUGGCUUUAUGAACUUGAAUUCUACACAGUAUUAAAAUAAUAUUAUAUCCAGGAGCUGGUUCAAUUUAUAAUUUAAGUUGCUCAGUAAUCAGUAGGUCAGCCACAGUAUAUGUUAAUUACUGCUCCAACAUUGGAAAUGGAAAAACAUUAUAAAAUUGUCCAUAAUAAUACAAAAAUAAAACAUAAUCAGCGACACUGUAAAUAGAGUCUAAAAUAUUAAAAAUACCAGUAUUUUCCCCUCAAAUGGACGCUCUUAUGCAGAAUGUUCUAUAUUGUACUGUAUUCGUAUCAAGAUGCACAGUUUCAUAUCUUGAGCAUGAUAAAAUUGCUCCAAUCGAAUAAUUUAGACCCUAUAUUGGUUUUAAGAAAUGCCGGUAUCCUCCCCUGAACUGAUGCUCUUACACCUAACAUGUCAUAACACAUGCAGUUGUAUUCUGUAGGUAUUGUGUUUGUAUUGAAGAUGCACAUUUUGGAAUUUCUAUUUUAUUUUAAAUGGCUAAUACAUGUUGUCCUGAUGUCAGAACCUGUUCGCUAAGUCAAGUUUGUAACUUGAUGAUAAUCAAAGCCUUUUCACAUGUGCCAUUGUAAUUUGUCAGAUGAGGGAAUAUAGCUUCAGCUUCGUUUUCACAUUUCAUCUUCUGCACUUUCUGUCCUGGAAAAUGUCUGCGGAAAAUAUUGAGUAAUGAUUCCAUAAAUUAAAUUACAAAUAUUACUGAACGCUUCUGGUCCAGCCCACAACCCUUACAAAAUAAAAGACUUAUUUUACUCAAACUACAUGUCAAACUUCCUAAACAAUGUCAGUGUUUACACACAUUGUGGAGGAUUCAAGAGUACACCUUGUUUAUUAUAAGUUUAUUAGUUUUCAUCCUCAGGAUAUUUUUUUUUUCCAUGAGCAUUGUAAUACAGUAUUUUUUUUUCUCUGAAUAUCUGUAGUUAAAUCAAUAUGCCCUCAUAUCUUCAUUGUAUUUCUGGCAAACGUGUAAUGUACUGUGACAAAUAAAAUGCUGUUUGUGAAAUGUUGUUUUGUGUCAGCAUUGGAUGGGAGCUAUUUUACAUGCGUCAUAAGCUAUAAUGUCAUGAAACCUUUUUUUUUUGUAACUGUGAUAAUAAAGAAAUCUGCACUUGCAAUUUGGGGAAUGAUGAGUGGCUUUGCUUCAUGUAUUAACAUGGUGAAUGAUGGAGACAAAGCUAGAGAUAAAACCCUACUGCAUUUUUAUACUGUGUUCCAAGUUUGUGAUUCAUUUUCUUGUUCUCAGUAUUUUGUGAUCAUGUCCAUGAAUUUCUGAAUAAAAUGUGGUGAGUUGAUUGUCCAGAGAAA
Anarrhichthys ocellatus (wolf-eel) is the source of this 3501-nucleotide messenger RNA. It is a transcript of the gene chrm5a, whose product is annotated as cholinergic receptor, muscarinic 5a. The record is from RefSeq and is a predicted model, not a curated record. The coding region runs from base 542 to 2122 and encodes 526 amino acids. The transcript is spliced from 2 exons. Gene Ontology annotation, biological process: G protein-coupled receptor signaling pathway, coupled to cyclic nucleotide second messenger; adenylate cyclase-inhibiting G protein-coupled acetylcholine receptor signaling pathway; chemical synaptic transmission. Lineage: Eukaryota; Metazoa; Chordata; Actinopteri; Perciformes; Anarhichadidae. Gene Ontology annotation, cellular component: synapse; plasma membrane; dendrite. Gene Ontology annotation, molecular function: G protein-coupled acetylcholine receptor activity; G protein-coupled serotonin receptor activity.